Molecule: messenger RNA, 4060 nt
Organism: Pseudopipra pipra
Lineage: Eukaryota; Metazoa; Chordata; Aves; Passeriformes; Pipridae
Gene: MANSC4
Product: MANSC domain containing 4
Exons: 4
Coding region: 1563-2615 (350 amino acids)
Biological process (GO): extracellular matrix organization; epithelium development; epidermis development
Cellular component (GO): plasma membrane
Molecular function (GO): serine-type endopeptidase inhibitor activity
Source: RefSeq, a predicted model, not a curated record
CAAGGAGCGCUGUGCUCUGCCCCUGGGCCUCAGGGGAUAUCUCUCACUUCUCUCCUGAUAUCUGCCUGGAAAAGGGAAGACACAGACAGGAGGCCCAGCUGUCCUCUCUCCUCUAGUCUGCAGUUCCAUGAGGGAUGUGUCCCUCUCUAAUCACAUCAACUUAACCACUGCAGGUGGAAGGAGGAGCUAUCAAAGACAGCCACCACUGGGACAGAGCAACCACCACCACUGCCUCCCACAGCUGUUCAAAGAGCAUCAGUGCCUAAGUUCCAGCUUGACCCAGGCCAUGGGCUGUCCUCCCCACAUUAGGGCUGAGAGGGACUUCACAACAGGUGGCAGAGAAGCACAGGACAGACACAGCACAGGCAGCAGAUGACCCACAACCAAAAGCCAAUGCACUGAUGCACUGAUCUGACUACAGGAUCAAAGCUUUGGCCUUUUCAGUCUUUUUCAGGAGUGCUUUCCUGUAUUAAGGCUGAGAGAAUUGGGAUUGUUCAGCCUGGAGAAGAGAAGGCUUCAGGGUUACUUAAUUGUGACCUCCAGUGCCUACAGGGAGCCUAUGAGGAGGAUGGAGAGAGACUAUUUACAAACGCCUGGAGUGACAGGAAAAGGGGGAAUGACUUCAAACUGACAGAGAGUAGGUUUAGAUUGGAUAUUAGGAAAAAAUUCUUUCCUGUGAGGGUGAUAAUGCACUGGCACAGGUUGUCUAGAGAAGCUGUGGAUGCCCCAUCCCUGGAAGUGUUCAAGGCCAGGUUGGAUGGGGCUCUGAGCAACCUGGUCUGGUGGACGGUGUCCCUGCCCAUGGCAGGGGGUUGGAACAAGAUGAUCAUUAAGGUCCCUUCCAACCCAGACCAUUCUAUGAUUCUAUGAUUAUAUAGACCCUUUCUGGUCUUCAUAUAUUCUGAGUAAUAGAACCAUGUAUUCCAUAGAAACUAAAUAUAGUUCCCAAUGUCAAGAUAUAUCUGUUGCUUUAUAUGGAAAAAGUGUCUGAUUUUGUUUAUAUUUGGCAAAAAAAGAGUUAAUGCCUGAUGAUGAAUCCUUUGUGCUUGGUAGCUCUUGGAUUGUGCCAUUCUCACUGCCAGCCCAGGUGGGAAACUUCAGGUGCUGUCUCUAAGAGGAGUCAUUAAAAAGAUAAUUUUUUUCUUGUGUGGCAGGUUCAUCUAUAUCUCUUUUACUGAAAGGUCUGCAAAAAUACCCAUGUUCUCACAGAAAACAGGCACCUGCCUUUUUGUUUUCCAGGAAGAAAUUUGAGCAGAUGGAUGAAAAGAAUUACUAAAUAACACAAAGUGCUGGUCUGAAACUGGCCGGAGACUCCUUACUAACAGCAAAAGUCCCUUGAUCCCUCUUUGCAGAGCACAUGGAACAGUCGGUCACUGGUUUGCAGCAGCUGUCCAAACAGCACUAUGGGAAUUGUUUGGCAAAAAAACAUCCCCUGGCUCACAUCCCUGGCAGAAUUGACAGCAUCCUCACCACUCCAGGGACUGUCUCUUCCAGUGCUGGUUCAGCCUUCAGUGCAUCCAUGGAGCACAGUGCACAGUGACUGAGCCCAUCACCCCAAGGCAAUGGUUCUGCUGGUGGCAGUAGCAGAAGUGCUGUUGGUGCUGGGUUUGGCUGUGGAGUCCCACUCACUCUGCUCGCCCACCACCUUUUACAAGAACUGCUGGAUCCGACGCUUCCCAGGCCUUCUGAUUGACCUGCAGGAAUCACAGAGGAGGGGAGCCCGGAUGCUGAAGGUUUAUGCAGAAGUCUCACCCCAACAGUGCAGCAGAACCUGCUGCCUUCUGAAGAAUGUUUCCUGCAAUCUAGCAGUGUUCUACCAUGGAGCCAUCCACGAGAAUAGGAAUUGCCUGCACAUGUCUUGCCCAGCAUUGGAAAGCUGCAUCCUGAAGGCUGGAAUCAAUGUCAUUUUGUACAACAUCACAACAGGGAUUGAUCCAGAUCUUCUUAUUUUUGAAAAACUGACAUCCAAAGAGCCAAAUAUUCACUCCUCACUGAGUGAAUACGAAAGGCAGAAUAGCACAAAGACCACCGAGGGGGGAAGAUGCCAACACCACAAUGCCACAUCAAGUUCUCCUCUGCUCCAAGCUCCUGCCUCUACCACAAGCCAUGGCUUAACAUUAAACACUUACACCUCCAGCACAAGCCUCGUGGUCCAAAAUAACAAAGUUACUACUUAUUCCAGGGCAGAAACUUUUCCAACAGAUGACCAAUUUGCUAAGAGGACAAGCACAACUUCAGUAAGCACCAGGCAAGCCACCAGCUCAGACGAGAAGACCGAGCACUCAACUUUGACAUCCAGGUCUGCCAAUGGAGUAUCCCACAUGCCCACUCCUCCUCGUCUGAACAGCAGCAAGCAACACUUGAAUGAAACCAAGGGCUACAGUGGUAGGAAUUCUACUUCGGAAAAUGAGGCACCUGCUUGGGAAGUGUCAGCUUUGGGAGUCUGGUUGAUUCCUGUUGUUCUUUGCUCUUCUCUCCUCUGCCUUUGCUGUUGCACUGUUGCUCUCACAACAGGGCGCUGCAGCAGCAGGAGAGGUCAGUAUAAGCCCAUAAGAAGAAGAACAAAAAUGUCAAGACAAUUCAUAAAAUAUACUACUGUCAAAAGUAAUUUGUAAAACACUUGUCAGCAUCCUUUCUAUGGAACAAAUAGGCUUUUAAAAAUGCAUCCUAUAUACCACUUUAUUUCUUUUACAGAAGCAAUGAUAUUUUUUUCAUAAUAUUUCAGUUAUAAUUUAAUUCUUGUCUGAUGAAACACAAUUCCCCUGCCUCUUUAGCUAAGAAGUACACACUCAUAGCUCCCACUGUGUGCUCAGAGGUGUUCAAGCAUGGUUUGGUUCAUAAUCUGAUGCCAAGUGAUGUCUAACAAACAGUGCAACACUUUCCCUAAUUUAAGAGAGCAGGUUCACUGCAGCUGUACCUAUUAGCACAUCUGUGUGUCAGAAUAUUAUUUAAUUAGUAAGAUUAAUGCAGUGUUCAAAGACUAAACUGAUGAGGUUGUAAGGCCACAUGAAUACCUAGUUACAGCUGAGCAGAUUUCAGAAGAAAAGACCUCUCUAAAAUUGUCUUUUGGUCCACAUUGAUCAGCACUGGAACUUAGAAAACUGGAGUUUAAAAAACCCCUUUUUUAUAGUAUUUUAUUGACAUCAUAUGCUAAUUUGUAUGUAAUAGAAGAGAGACUGACACAGGAUAAGAACAUUUUAGAUGGGUAGUGUUAUUUAAUCAGUUGAAAUAACACAAAAGAAAAUUCUUCUAUUUCAGCUAGAAAACUUAGAAUUAGGUAUGACUUGUUUUUAAGGGCAGUCCUACGCUUAGGUAUGAAGUGAUAAAAACUCUAUAGGUGUGACCACUGCAUGAUGUACUUUAAAUUUGAACAGCCUUUUAUCAUCAAAUUGUACUUUCCUAAUUCAUAAUGAGGCUGAAUCUAGUCUAAAUAUCACAAAAAAUUUCAGCUAAGAAUGAUGAGACCCCAAGGGCUCUUCUGAGUUACAGUUGACAGGUAUUCUUUCCUAGUUUUUUGACAUCAAAAGGAAAGGAGCUAGGAGGAAGCAACCAAAAUACUCUAUAUUUUAUCAAAGGAUGAAUGUGGUGAUAUUGUAAAUAAAGAAUGUUUAUCAUCAUAGGGUAAUCUUCAUGGACCUGACCCCAAAAUGUAAAAGUCUCAGGGGUGACUCCUUUCAUUAGGAAACAAAGGCACAGGUGCAUCAGAGGAGGAACUCGGUUCCUCCAGCUGUAGAUGCCUGGGAUGUGCUUUGUAUCCUUUCUCCACAUCUUACACUGAGAUCAUCAACAGGCUCCUUUUUAGACCAGGAGCUGCAGACUGUGUGGCUCAGGAUUUUCUUUGUACAGUGCUCUACUUCAAAUUCCCUCUCAAAUUCUGAAGGAAAAGGUCGUGGCUCAGCAAGCCACCCUUCUGUUAAUGACAUAAGCAGGCUUAACUCCAUUUAUAAAGUCUUCACCAAGAAAUUAGAGCUUUGCAAAGUUCAUGUUUUGACCUCUACCACAUUCACAGAUCACAAAUCUGAUCAAAUACAUUAAAUAAACUGAUUAAUCACGUGCUCCA